Molecule: messenger RNA, 300 nt
Organism: Symbiodinium sp. CCMP2592
Lineage: Eukaryota; Dinophyceae; Suessiales; Symbiodiniaceae
Source: the annotation of a GenBank genome assembly
AUGCCCAUCGAGGUGAGCUCUCCCGGUGAUCACUUUCUCUGUCGUCGUGCAGAUGACUGGUGGACGGGCGCGCCGGACUGGGACCUCAAGGCCUUCACCACGCGGCGCGCCCUCCUGGAGGUGGACUUGGCACGUGGCAGCCUCUCCUUCCGCCUCGACACUUGGACAAAGGAGCCCAUUCACGUCAACGCACCGGAACUUCUAACGGAGAGCUCAAGGCCGUGGACCCCACUGGUGUCCCUCUCAAGAGGCCACGAAGCGAGGAUUUGCGACUUCCACCUCGUUUGCAGGGGUGCGUGA